UGGCACUCUGGCCUGGUGGGUGGUGCAGCGGUGGCUAUAAACAAAACUCCCGACUAGCAGAAGGCUGUGGCACCACAGCCCCAUAAAUCCACCCAAGAAGAAGACUUAGCAGAAGGGCAGCCUGAGAACUAGACAUGGCAUCAGUAUUACCUCUUGUUAUUGAUGGGAGUUACCUGGAAGGAGGUGGCCAGAUACUACGUAUGGGACUUGCUCUCAGUGCUGUUCAGGCCCUCCCAAUUACUGUCAACAAAGUGCGAGCAGGAAGGAGCACUCCAGGCCUGCGACCACAGCAUUUAACAGGCCUUCAACUGGUUCGUGACGCUUCUAAAGGGAGACUUGAGGGGGGGCAGAUUGGUUCCUGUGAAAUAUCCUUCUACCCAGGAGCUAUUUCUGGUGGAAGGUACCUUGCUGAUACACAGACUGCUGGGAGUGUUACAUUGCUUGUCCAGGCAGUAUUACCUUGCACUCUCUUUGCCGAUUCCACAUCAACCUACAAGCUAAGAGGAGGCACGAAUGCUGAAUUUGCUCCUCAGAUUGAUUAUUCAAUACAUGUUUUUAGGAGCAUUGUGUCCUUAUUUGGUUUGAACUUCACACUGUUUCUCAAUAAAAGGGGUUUUUAUCCCAGGGGACAGGGGGAAGUGUCCUUGGAAGUGAAGCCCACCCUGAAGCCUCUGAAGCCAGUGGACAUCACAGACUUUGGGGAGCUGGUGUCGGUUCAGGGAAUAGCCUAUGUGGCGGGGGCUCUUCCAAUAAAGGUUGCUCACAAGAUGGCCGAUGCAGCAGUGGACCUUUUGCAUAGAAGUUUACCACAGAAUGUUUAUGUCAGAAUAAACCGAGUCAAAGAGGAUCAAGACAGAGCUUUUGGAAGUGGGUCUGGCAUUGUAUUAUGGGCGAAAACCAACAGUGGCUGUGUCCUUGGUGGAUCUGCCCUCGGUAAGAGGGGCAGGGAAGCAGAGGAGGAUGGACAUACAGCAGCCACAGAGAUUAUAGAAUGUGUAAAGAGGCGGGCAUGUCUGGACAGUUAUGCUCAGGACCAGGUCAUAAUCUACAUGGCGCUGGCUGAGGGUAAAUCUAGGAUACGCACUGGACCAAUCACAAAGCACACAGAAACGGCAAUUUGGGUGUCGGAGAUGAUGACAAAGGCACGAUUCAACAUCAUCAAAGACGAAAGCAGUGAUUGUGUAACUAUAGAAUGUGAAGGAAUAGGUCUCAAAGCUGGGAAGCCAAGCUAAUGAUCAGUGUCUCCUAUCAAUGUUUCUUGUCAUGGAAUAGGGAUACGGAUGGUAUUUGCUGCUUGCCGCACUCUUCAUAUGAAGCUUUAGUGGAACAUACAGAAUAAUGGACAACAGGAGGAAAAAUGACAACUAACAAAACUUAAGCUAAUUGCAAGCCAAAGUAUGAGUGGCUUGUAAUCAUUCCUGGACCCCUUUAUGACUCCAAGCCUGUUGGGCUUCAGAAAAUAAUUAUUGUUCCCUUCCCAGGCUCUAGGGCCAAUGCAAUGGAGAUGAGCACAGAGGCCUUGUGCAGCUAUAGCAUAUACCCUCAGCUUUACCUUUACUUACCUCCCCCAUGCUUGGGCCCUGCCCAUUGUGUGGCAGAUGUGUAAGAAAGACUUAUUCUGCAUGGUAAUUAUUAUUAUUAUUAUUUUUUUUUUGUGCAUGAUCAAGUUGUGUAUUGUAUGUGCUGACUGACAUACCAUAUGAUACCCUAUUAUCCUAUGCAUUUGAAAUUCAUGACAUGGUUAAUGUUGAUUGAAACAGUAUGUUAUAUAGAUGUUAUAUAGAUGCAAUUACAACUAAUGAUUACCUUCUGAGAGAUUCAACAAGGUAAUUGUGCCUUGAUUUUCCAAACUAAUAUAAUUUUUCUGUUGAAAAAUAAAGGGAAUUCAUCAUCUUCAUAUUUACAAAGAAGGUUCCUAUUUGUGCAGCUCAGGUUACAUAAUUAUACAGACUGUGUGCCAAGCUGAUGUUUCCUGUCAUCUAUUGUGGUUCGAAUAUUGUUCAAUGAUUAUGUACUCAGCCUCUGUUUGCAUGUCAAAACACUGCUGAAAUAGUGUUCUAGCAUCAACUUUGUGUCGGUGACCUACAUUUGUUGUGGGAUAUGAUAAUAAUCCCAAAACUAAGUCAUUAUUUAUAUCAAACUGGAACACCUAAUCAUCUAGUAAAUGUUGCUACUCUAUUUAAACUCUACAUUAAAGGGAAAGUGCAUUCA
Molecule: messenger RNA, 2211 nt
Organism: Eriocheir sinensis (Chinese mitten crab)
Lineage: Eukaryota; Metazoa; Arthropoda; Malacostraca; Decapoda; Varunidae
Gene: Rtca
Product: RNA 3'-terminal phosphate cyclase-like
Exons: 11
Coding region: 135-1232 (365 amino acids)
Biological process (GO): RNA processing
Cellular component (GO): nucleus
Molecular function (GO): RNA-3'-phosphate cyclase activity
Source: RefSeq, a predicted model, not a curated record